Messenger RNA from Danio rerio (zebrafish), 1369 nucleotides. It is a transcript of the gene morn4, whose product is annotated as MORN repeat containing 4. NCBI's taxonomy places the organism in Eukaryota, Metazoa, Chordata, Actinopteri, Cypriniformes, Danionidae. Gene Ontology annotation, cellular component: filopodium tip; stereocilium. The record is from RefSeq and is marked provisional.
AGAUUCAGCGAGAGGAACUGAAACACCGGCGAGCCAGGACCCAAUUUUCUCUGUAUCUGCGGAUCCGCUGGACAAAGCGAAAGGGUUUCAUGCUCUUCAGACCGCAUAUAAACAUAACAGCUUGGUGGAGGUAUGACAUUAACCAGGGGCUCCUUCACUUAUUCCAGUGGAGAAGAAUAUACCGGAGAAUGGAAGGAAGGUCGGAGGCACGGUAAAGGCGAGCUGAAGUUUGCUGAUGGCACCUGUUAUAAAGGUCACUUUGAGAACGGCUUGUUUCAUGGAUCAGGGGUGUUAGUCUUUCCUGAUGGAUCCAGGUACGAGGGGGAAUUCGCUCAAGGAAAAUUUCAAGGAGUCGGAAUCUUCAGCCGGUUUGACGGGAUGAAAUUUGAAGGGGAAUUCAAAAGUGGCCGCGUAGAGGGACAUGGGCUGCUGACAUUCCCAGAUGGUUCCCACGGUGCUCCGCGAAAUGAGGGAAUGUUUGAGAACAACAAGCUCCUGAAACGGGAAAAGUGUCAGGCUGUGGUGCAGAGAGCCAAAAACUCAGCGUCCACCGCCCGCGGCCUCUCAGUAUGACAAACUGACCUCAGCGAGAACACUCCGACAAACUGCGCCUUUCAGACAUUAGGGACCGCACCGUCACGAGGAAAAAGAGCAAAGCUGAUUCAGGGGUGAUUUCUGCCCUCACCAGAUAAUACACCAGGCCCAUCAGACCCUCAGGGACGGAUGAACACGUUUCCAUUCCUCACGUCUCCACUUCACUCAUGCUGUUGCUCUGCCUUGGUUUCCUCUGUGUCUUAAAAACAUCACAAAGUUUUGUGUGUUUGUUAUGGAGGCAUUGGUAAAAAAAAGAGAAAAAAUGUCAACAUUGGACAACCCAGGCUCAUUGGAGAUACGUGCACAGGGCUACAUUUUUGGGAACCUCAAAAUAUGUGCCUAUGGCUAUGUUUUUUAGCAGUUUUUGUUUUCACAAGUCCACUAGAGCAGUGUUUCCCAACCCUGUUCCUAAAGGCACACCAACGGUACAUAUUUUGGAUGUCUCCCUUAUCUGACCCAAUUGUUUCAGGUUUUAGAGUCUCUUCUAAUGUUCUGAUGAGUUGAUUCAGGUGUGUUUGAUUAGGGAAAGGUUUAAAAUGUGUUCUGUUGGUGUGCAACAGGUAGGGAAACAGUGCACUAGAGGACGAUGUGCACAUUUUCAAAUACGUUAAUGGGCAACAUUUUCUCAUAUGUUACCUUUUCGUAUUUCUACCAGCGGAUGCAGUGUAUAUUUCUGCGAAUCUCAACGUCCUUCUUGUGCCAUUAGGGAACUUUGUUGUGAUUUCAUAUAUCAGCUUGCUAUCGAUUGACCCAACCAACCCUUUCAAAAGCAAAA